UUCAAACAACAUAAAAUUCGGAAAGUAAAAAACUAAUUUUUUUCCUAAAAUUAUUUUGUUAAUUCAUUGAACAUUUGAGUGAUUUACAAUAGCACAAACAAUGCAACUCCGUUUACCGGCCAAGCCAACCUGGAAACUCGUCGUUCUCGCGAUCCUCCUGAGCGGCGUCCCAAAAAGCUCGUGCUUGCGGAUCCUCGCCAUAUUCCCGCUACCCAGCAAAAGCCACUUCAUCCAAGCCGAGCCUCUGAUGCGCGGCCUCGCCACCCGAGGACACCAGGUCGACGUCUACAGUCACUUCCCCACCAAGAGGUCCCCGGCCAACUACACGGACUACAGCCUCGCGGGCAGCCUGCCCAGCCUCGUCAACAGUUUGACCUACGACUGGUGCGCCGGUGACUCCAUUGGCAUCUCAAUACCCGACCUCAUGUCCAUAACCGGACCCCCCGUUUGCAACCUCCUUCAGCUUCCGGUCUUCCAAAAACUCAUCAACGAUCCGCCCACGGAUCCUCCCUACGACCUCGUCAUCGUUGAGGUGUUCACCUUCAAUUGUUACUUUGCGUUCGGCCGUCACCUCGGCGUUCCGGUGAUUGGCGUCUCGACAAUGUCCCUCAUAGAGUGGCAGCACGGGCCGCUGGGCAACCCACCGGAGCUCGCGGCCCUGGGCAGCAUAUUGUCCCACAACCCGCUGCCCGCGACUUUCGCCGAGCGCCUCUAUAACGUUUACGCGAGCGCUUACUACUCGUGGGUCUUUGAUCGGCUCACGCGACGCGACCAGGAUGCCAUCAUGAGGAAGUUCUUUGGGCCCGACUGUCCCAGCGGCGUCGACCUCCAGAGGGACUUGGCUCUCGUGUUCGUCAACCAUCACCACGUGCUCAACGGACCCAGGCCCCUCGUGCCCGCUGUCGUGCCCAUCGCUGGGGCCCACAUCGCCAACAAUGCCGAUCAAUUGACGCCUGAGGUGCAACAGUUUUUGGACGACAGCGAGCACGGAUUCGUUUACGUGUCUUUCGGAUCGGUGAUCAAAAUUGAAUCUUUUCCGAAACGCUUGAUGGACGCGUUUUACGGUACUUUUAAGGAAAUUGCGCCGGUUCGCGUGAUCAUGAAGGUUUUCCGGCCCGAGGAAUUGGCCCCAGGACUGCCCCCUAACGUCAUCACCCAAAAGUGGUUGCCGCAAGUUCAAGUUUUGAAGCACAGAAACAUCAAAGCUUUCGUGACCCAUGGGGGUAUAAUGGGAGUUCAAGAAGCCGUCUAUCACGGGGUCCCCAUGGUAGGGUUUCCCAUGUACGGUGACCAAUAUUACAACAUCAAAUCAUGCGCCAAGCAAAAAAUGGCCAUACAACUUAGCCAUAAGGACGUGACGGAGACAGUUUUCACAAAAGCUAUCACUGCCAUUCUUCAAGACCCCAACUUCAAAAAAUCGGCAGAGAAAUUACGGGACAGUUUCAGAGAUGCGCCAAUGAGUCCGGUUAAUACAGCGAUAUAUUGGGUGGAGUACGUAGCGCGCCAUGGAAAGGAUACUCUCCGCUCUCCGAUCGUCCACAUGCCCUGGUGGCAAGCCUCUUUGCUGGACGUUUACGCCUUUAUUGCACUGAUGUUGCUUGUUGUAUUGUACGUGGCAAAAGUUUCUCUUCAAUUGUUUGUUAAAAUAAUUUUAUUCAAAAAGUUUAAACAAAGCUCUGGUAGAAAAGAAAAAUUGAAUUAAGAUAUUAUCACUGUGACGACAAAGUGUCAACAGUAGUUGCAUUUAUCCACAGACGUUAUUCAACAAAUACAUUUCGUUGCAUUCAGAUUUUAUGCGUUUUUGCAACUCAUUGUCUAGAAACAUUGUGUUGUCCGAGCAAUAGUUUUUACUGUUUGGAACAGUAAUUUUUGGAAAAAUAUAAAUCACUAUGCAGAAUGGUAAAAAUCACAGGUUGCCAAAAAUAAAA
Messenger RNA from Copidosoma floridanum, 1928 nucleotides. Its product is annotated as UDP-glycosyltransferase UGT5-like. The record is from RefSeq and is a predicted model, not a curated record. Lineage: Eukaryota; Metazoa; Arthropoda; Insecta; Hymenoptera; Encyrtidae. Gene Ontology annotation, molecular function: UDP-glycosyltransferase activity.